AUGUCGUGUGAUAUCUUGCCUGAGAAUGGCUCUUCGGUCUCUGUUAAGUUGAUAGUGAUCUACAGGCCACCAUACAGUCGAAGGAAUAGGACAACAACAUCUAUGUUUCUCCAGGACUUUGCUGAUUACUUAUCUGUCUUAUCAACUUCCCCUUCUAAGCUUGUGAUAGCCGGUGACUUCAAUAUACACUGGGAUGACCAAGCGAAUGUUGAAACCAAGAAAUUUGCUGACAUGCUGAAAUCUCAUGACCUUCUUCAAAAUGUAUGUGACUUUACACAUACAAGUGGGCACAUCUUGGACUACAUCUUAUCUAGAAGCGAUGAUGACAUUGUUAAGUCAGUAGAGGUAUCUACCUUCCUUAGUGAUCAUGCAGCUGUACACUGUGACCUUAAGAUCUGUAAGCCCAUAUCAGGUCGUAAAGAAAUAGUGUACCGGAAACUGAAAGCAAUAGAUCAUGAUGCCUUCGCUAAAGACCUCGACUCAUCUGACCUCUUUCAGGAACCAGAGACUGACAUCAACAAGUUGAUCGAUCAAUAUGACGGAACUCUUUCAGAUAUUCUCGACAAGCAUGCUCCCGUUAAGCGUUGUGUUGUUGCCACACAUCCGCCAAAUCCUUGGUAUUCGGAAGUAAUCACUGAGGCAAAGAAGCUGAGGAGGAGGUUAGAAAGGAAGUGGCGAAAGACCAGACUUGAAGUGGAUAGACAGUGCUUCAAAGUUCAACGCCAGGUUGUCUGGGACAUGGUAAAACAUGCAAAGGCCUCUUAUUACGAGAAGCAGAUCUCAGAGUGCUGUGGACAAAGAGAAGUGUACAGAGUCAUAGACAAGAUGCUUCACAAUCGCGUCAAAUCUAUUCUACCUACACAUCGCAAUGACCAAGAACUUGCGGAAAAGUUUUGCCUAUACUUUUCCACAAAGAUUAAGGACAUUCGAGAAGGGCUUGAUGCUGAAAUGGUAGCUGGCACUAAUAUAAUAACUGAUCAUUCUGCUGGGAAAGAUGAACAUCUUGACACCUUUGAUUUGGCUACUGAGGAGGAAGUAAAGAGGAUUAUUAAUAAUUCUCCAUCCACUUCUAGUUCACAGGAUCCAGUUCCUACGUGGAUUCUGAAAAAAACAUCUAAAUCCUGUUCUGCCAAGCAUUACACUUAUCGUAAAUAA
Messenger RNA from Lytechinus variegatus (green sea urchin), 1155 nucleotides. RefSeq lists its product as uncharacterized. Lineage: Eukaryota; Metazoa; Echinodermata; Echinoidea; Temnopleuroida; Toxopneustidae. The coding region runs from base 1 to 1155 and encodes 384 amino acids. The transcript has a single exon. Gene Ontology annotation, molecular function: catalytic activity. The record is from RefSeq and is a predicted model, not a curated record.